AUGACAGGACCUAGAGUUUCUUGGAUAGGCCUCGGCAACAUCGGCCGUGGCAUGAGCCAAAACAUCGAUCAAAAAGGUCCCCAAACAGGCCCCAUUCUCCUCUAUAACCGCACAGCCGCACGGGCAACUGCCCACGCCUCGAAACUCACCAACGCGAAAGCCGUACCAACCCUCACCGAGGCUGUAAACCAAUCCGACGUGAUCUUCACCUGCGUUGGCGAUGACGCCGCCCUCAACUCAAUCGUCACCGCAAUCAUCUCGGACCCCACAAUCCCGCAAGAUUUGUCCAGCAAGACUUUCAUCGACUGCUCGACCGUGCACCCGGAUACAUCCCGACGAACGGAAGCAGCCUUCAACGAGCGGGGAGCGGGAUUCGUCGCAUGUCCUGUCUUCGGGGCGCCGAAUAUGGCAGAUGCGGGACAACUUAUCGUCGUUCCGGCCGGAAAGCGUGCAGCAAUUGAGAAAGUGCGACCGUUCUUUGAUGGUGUCGUGUCUAAGAAAACGAUUGACCUUUCAUCUGGAAGUGGAAGUGAUAUAGAUGUUGGACGGGCGUCCACAUUGAAAGUACUGGGUAAUACAUUCAUUCUUAAUACUGUCGGUGUUCUUGCUGAGGCGCUGGUUGCUGCCGAGGCAUCUGGGCUUGGAGUUGAGCCAUUGCAGGAAUGGCUUGGGCUUUUUGCGCCAGGGCCGUUUGCUAAUUAUGCGGAGAGGAUGGUGGGUGGGGAUUAUUGUACCCGGGAGGAGCCACUUUUUGCAGUUGAUCUUGCUAGGAAGGAUCUGGGGCAUGCUUAUGGGAUUGCGAAAGAGGGAGGACUGCGCAUGAAGAAUGUCGAGGUUAUGGAUGGGUUGCUGGAGAGUGUAAAGGAGGUCAAGGGGGCCAAGGGAGACGUUGCUGCUGUUUAUGGGGCUGUUAGAAAGGGUGCUGGGAUGGAAUUUGGGAAUCAAUGA
Penicillium crustosum is the source of this 948-nucleotide messenger RNA. RefSeq names its product NAD(P)-dependent oxidoreductase. The transcript is spliced from 2 exons. Bases 1 to 948 code for a protein of 315 amino acids. Gene Ontology annotation, molecular function: oxidoreductase activity, acting on the CH-OH group of donors, NAD or NADP as acceptor; NADP binding; NAD binding. NCBI's taxonomy places the organism in Eukaryota, Fungi, Ascomycota, Eurotiomycetes, Eurotiales, Aspergillaceae. The record is from RefSeq and is a predicted model, not a curated record.